This is a messenger RNA of Branchiostoma floridae (Florida lancelet), 5650 nucleotides long. Its product is annotated as semaphorin-1A-like. NCBI's taxonomy places the organism in Eukaryota, Metazoa, Chordata, Leptocardii, Amphioxiformes, Branchiostomatidae. The record is from RefSeq and is a predicted model, not a curated record. The transcript is spliced from 19 exons. The coding region runs from base 516 to 3236 and encodes 906 amino acids. Gene Ontology annotation, biological process: negative chemotaxis; axon guidance; positive regulation of cell migration. Gene Ontology annotation, molecular function: semaphorin receptor binding; chemorepellent activity.
AACGUUUUGAAAUUUGUAUUAGCAUAAAUUAAUAAUUCAUUAGGCGACGUAAACAAUCCACAGAAAGUGAUUUUCACGCCGAUUGAAUCUUGCGAGCCUCGGCGUAGCUUCAACUUUCUUCGUCCGAAACCGCCAGGAUCUAAGGACUCUUUCCGAAAGGAACCUCCGUCAGGUGGUUGUGUGGCGGUUUCACCGGAUGCUAGACUUCUCAUGAUCUGCGGGAUGCAGUGCUGAAACUGACCCUCCAAUGCCAAGACAAGGAGUUACUGACAACUCGUGCAGAUACCCGAAACACAGAAGACAACUUCUCAAGCUGUGAGGAAGAGAUUUCAGCAGGUGUGAAGAUUUAAAGGCUCCAGUGCUGAGUUGUAACCUGUGAACUAAGACAAAAAAGGAACCGCAGUGUUGGGACUACCGGACUGUUUUACCAGCCGCUGACUAGGAUAUAACCCAACACCACCUGAACUGUAGUGAACUGUAGCUGAACUGUAGAGCUGUUUAAUCAGAGACUGACGAUGUAUCCAACGCAGCUUGCCAGAAGACUCUCUGCUCUGACUGGAGCUUUAUUAGUGCUGUUAACGAACCUGAGCUCGUUAUGUGGUGGUUUCCCGGAGGACCUGUACCCACUGCACCAGAUCCCUUACACUGAAGGAUCACCUGAAUAUGAGGUUUUCUGUGGACAUCGGCACAAUGACGAGUUUUCGAACUGCUCGCACAACUACGAGUUCCAGCUGCUGAGGGAGCUGGCGUACGAUGGAAGGAACCACCUCUUGUUGGGAGCGAAAAACCAUGUCUUCCUGGUGGAUGUUGACGACUUCCAGAUAUUCAGAUCGAAGAUUGAGUGGAAGUCCACUGAGGAUGACCAGGGCAUGUGCCAGAUGAAGGGACUGAUGAAGCACGAGUGUCACAACUUUAUCCGCGUUCUGGAGCUCAGGAACGACUCCACGCUGUUCGUGUGUGGGACCAACGCAUACGACCCGAAAUGCCGAGACUAUCCGUUGGAAGUGUUUUCGGAGCGUGCGUACAACGGCGGAGCACCCACCAUGUCCGGCAUCGCGAAAUGUCCGUUUGAUCCGAGUCACAAGAACACCGCUGUCUUCGCAGAUGGGAAGUUGUACUCUGCAACCGUUGCGGACUUCACGGCGAGGGAUACGGUGAUCUACCGGAGUCUGGGGUACUCGGAACCGUACGACCCAACACUCAAGACAGAACAGUAUGACUCCAAGUGGCUGAACGAGCCCAGCUUCAUCAAAUCCUUCGAACACGGCAACAAGGUCUUCUUCUUCUUCAAGGAAACCGCUGUGGAGUAUAUCAACUGUGGGAAGACGAUCUACUCGCGUGUGGCCCGGGUAUGUAAAGAUGACCAGGGCGGUCAGCGCGUGCUGCAGAACCGCUGGACCACAUACAUGAAGGCACGACUGAACUGUUCCGUCCCCGGCGAGUACCCGUUCUACUUUGAUGAGAUCCAGGCCAUGACAGACCUGAUCCAGGUCGGAGACAGCUACCGCAUGUACGCUGUCUUCACCACCCCACAGAACAGCAUCUCAGGAUCGGCUGUAUGUGCGUUUGACAUGGAGAACAUCACGGAAGCGUUCGAUGGGAAGUACAAGGAACAGGAGACGACGCAGUCGACAUGGCUGCCCGUCCCGCCAAACCGUGUGCCCAGUCCACGCCCCGGAAACUGCGUCAACAACUCCAAACUUGUUCCUGACACCACACUGAACUUCGUGAAGACACACCCGCUGAUGGACAGCGCUGUUGGUGCCUGGGGCGGGGAACCGCUCUUCAUCAAAACCGGAUCGGCGCGGUUUACGGCCAUCGCCGUGGAUACAGAGGCAGGGAUUGGGAAUCACCUGGUGAUGUUCAUCGGCACCAACACCGGGAAGGUUCUGAAGAUCCUGUACGUUGAUGGGAAGCAGAUUUUCCUGGAGGAGAUAGAGGUGAUGGACCAGGACACCCCCGAGGGGGAGCGCUCCAUCUUAAACCUGCGUCUGGUCCAGAAGACGCCACGUGAGAAGGUCCUGGUUGCCGUGACCCAGCGCAAGGUCGUCCAGGUGCCACUUGCACGCUGCCAGCGCUACAGCUCCUGCAGGUCAUGUGUGAAGGCGCAGGAUCCAUAUUGUGGGUGGAGCGGCGACAACAAUGACUGUCGGGAGGCUGUUUCCAACACCCUCCAAGACAUUCUGAACGGAGAUCACACCAGCUUCACCGGAUAUACCUGCUCAGGAUUCAGCGACUACGGAGAUACGAGUCCACAGUCUACGCAGGCUCCGUGUGAAUGCCGAUCUCCGGGCCCCCCGACCACUUCCCAAGUCACCCUCCACACCACCGGCCCCGGGGAGGUCACUUCCCCCACCACGUCGCCUGUACCACUCCCCAGUCAGACAGACCCCCCCGGGGUCCAGCUGGGAGAGACGGUUGAAAUGCCUCCGGGCAAAGUCGAGCAGACAGUGGUCAAGCCACCCGACUUGCACGUGUCAUCGCAGGUUGGUUCUUAUCCCGGAGGUUCCCCGACGACCCUUGCGUUGGCCAUUGUGUUCUCCGUGAUCGGCGGGGUGAUUCUGGGUGUGCUGGUGACGUACUGUGUGGUGUGCCGCCAGGGCGGGAAGGACUCGCAUGAGAGCCACACCGUCGUGGAGGUGCCGGCCUCUCCUCCCCGGGAGAAGAACGAAUUCCCCAAGAACGGUUCCCUGAACAAUCUGGCCGACACUUGCAACUACAUCAACAACACAAAGAAGCAGGACAACUACAAGGUGCGCAACGAGAACUUCAACCACAACCAGAAUGCCAACGGUUCGCCGUCUUCCGUCCCAAACGGCACGAUUCCCAAUGGCUCCCCCGGGCAGAUGCCCCACAUGCAUGGGAAAGACCCGUCGGACAUCCGGAGAGAGAGCCUGAUCGACCGCGAGCGGAUGGCCGUGAGUGGGUACGCCACGCUAGACCGGGACAUGACCACCCCCAGGAAGCUGCCUGGCGUCCCCUCCGAUACGUCACCAAAGCACCGGUAUUCCAGGGCACACGGCCCCAUCAACCCUAAUGAGUACGAUAUGGGAGAGUUCAUCACACCACCGAAAGUCCCCACCAAACAGACUCUUCCCCCCAGGGUGCCCCCCAAGGCAGGGACGCUCGGCAGGGACGGCAGGCCCAAGCCCAUGGGACCCAAGCCGGUACCACCCCCCAAACCUCCACAGUUACGGAUGCAACAACACCAUCAUCACAGACAUGCAGACUCGUAGGGGGGGUGCACGAGGGGGGGGGGGGUGAAGGGACAGACUGAACUUGUUUUUACAAGAAAAACUGAAGAAAUGAGGAAGAAAAAAAGAUGAAAUGAUGAGGACUUGAACUCAUAGGUGUACAGAGAAAGACUGCAGAAUGAACUGCAGACCACACGUGUGCGUGUGAGAGAACGGACGAACGGACAAUACGGGGCUGCAAGACAGCACCCCAGGACUGCAAGUAGCUCAAAUCACUGGCUGGGUCAGGGUUUGUGUAGGGCCAAGAUUCUUUGUUGUCUUCUGCUCCAGUGAGACAUGGUUUUGCCGCUCAUCGACAUCGGUCAUGCAAACUGACUCAUGUAUGUUUAAUGCCUGUUGACCAGAAACUGUGUGCGUCAAGCAGGCAUGGCAACUCGGCUGUCAAUUUUGACAUACGCAAUACGCAGUUCAGGGCAGGCCCAAACUUUCUGCAUGAACACUAAGUACAGACGAAAAUCCGUCUGUAGUUCCCUUCAGAUCUCGAUGUGGGCAAGACCCAGUGUCUCGAUGGAGUCGUUGGCCAGCUGUGACUGCACACUGCCGUCUUGUUUCUUAUAUGGUUGUGCAACAUUCUGAUAUCAUGACACCAGAACCAUUUCAUAUCCUUAUAUGGAGAUGGGCCGAUGUACUAACAUAAGCCUGCAACUGCCGGCAAUUUUAAUGUUGUACAGUGUUUGAAAUGUGUAUGUAUAUAUACUUAUAUGAUUUUAUCACGUCACAUUUUAAUGGUUGCUUUUCAAAUGUAAAUAUUACGGUUUUAGUUUUGUACUUAGCAAUGCAAGUGCCUCAGACUCUGAGGGUCAGAUGCGACAGAACCAGUAUUGUAACACAAGAUUUGGUUUGGGUUGAAUUGUGACGUUUUCUGCAUGUCAGGAGGGAAGUCAAACUUCGCCAUCUCCUGAUGCCCAGGAAAAAGGGACCCCGUAGUGUGGUUUUAGCCAUUAGCGUGACACCAGAAACCAUGUCAGAUUUUGGGACCAUAGUUUAUCUGAAUAUUUUAUGGAGUGCUCUCUGUCCUAUUUCAACAGACAAUAAAUAGUCUGUGGCGUUAUUUCUUAGAGAGCAAAAAUGGGGGAAAAACAACAGCCAAUUUGGCCUGACUGGUCCGGUGAUAGCACCUUAGUUUGUUUUUAUAUUACCCCAAAUAUGAUAUUUGAGUCCAGACUACUUCCCAUGUGGGUGGAACUAUAAGUAGUGUUUCCUACACAAGUACUGUAGUUCUUUAUCAGGAUAGCAAAUAGUUUUACAUGUUAGUAGUAUUAGUAAGAACAUGUCCUGGACCUGAGUUUGUACCAUGACCGUCCUUCCUCCAACAUGACAUGUGUCGAUUCGACACCGACACUCUUGUUGCUGACAUCUUCGUUGCCAGUGACGACUAAUUGUACAUAGCACAUGCAUUUUGUCGUUUUCCGCCAUUGUUGCCAAGGCCUGUCAUUUGAGCCGCGCUUGCACGUGUGGGAGUGAACCGUGAUGAUUUUUCCGGCCCGUUUGACCGUUAGAGUAAGUAGGACUCUCCGUAAGACCAUAUCAAUGGACUCUGAACCGACCAGGUCUGGGGUAGACACAGGCUGACAGUUCCAGACGUUUCACAUACAGGGACAAAAGUUUUUGUCACGUAACAAAGUCAAAGCUUUAGACUAGAGUUUCAUUUCUCUUACACAGUUUGAUAACCAAAUUGCUCCUUUCGAAAACAGUGGUCCCCAGGUUGUCUGCAGAGUGAAAAUGUUUUUGCUGUUCGAAAACAGAAAGAAAUUGCGUUCUUAUCCAUUGGAGAAGUGACAGCCUAAAGUAAGGACAGCCCAUACAAGGGAGAACCCACCUUACCCCAGGGAAUAGAGCUUAUCCCGGGGACAACUUACCAAGCCCUGGGGACAACCCAGCUACAGUGUCUGAGAACUGAACUCUAGUGACAAACCUGAGCUAGUAGGGAUUACAGGAGGAUUAGACACAGAAGUGUGUGUGAGAAUUAUUUCAGAUACGGGACAAACCAUCAGUAUAGGGGUGUGAUCUAACUGAAAAUAUUGUAUUUAAGAUAUCCUGUAUCUUCUCUAAUGAAAUGUAUAAUUAGAUUGUCUUUAAACAUAGAAAAGCUCCCCUUUAAGUGAUGGUCUGUCCCGACAUGUUAUUGCACCGUGUCUGGUUGUACAAAUCUCGAACUAAUCAAAAAUCUCAGACGAGUUUUAUUUUUGUAUGUGAGCAUUGGAAGGCUAGCUUAAAACACUAGAAUCACGCUUGUAGGUAUAGACUCCAUACUGCUGGCUAAAUUACCUGACUACUGCCGUGAAAUUGCCCAUGCUGUAGAGCCAAUCACUGCCGUGGAACCAGGCUUUUCACUGCCGUGGAAUCAGGCUUGUCUAGCCGUUCUUUUCUGCUAUUAAACAGUCUGAUGUAAAUGA